Messenger RNA from Callorhinchus milii (elephant shark), 5749 nucleotides. RefSeq names its product mitogen-activated protein kinase binding protein 1 (gene mapkbp1). The record is from RefSeq and is a predicted model, not a curated record. The coding region runs from base 1 to 5064 and encodes 1687 amino acids. The transcript is spliced from 32 exons. NCBI's taxonomy places the organism in Eukaryota, Metazoa, Chordata, Chondrichthyes, Chimaeriformes, Callorhinchidae. Gene Ontology annotation, molecular function: protein binding.
AUGGGGCCAGUGGAGUGCAUGUUUCUCAGUGUUUUUCUCUCUCUCUCUCUCUCUCUGCAGGUGACCCUGGAGAAGGUGCUGGGCAUCACGGUGACCGGGAGCAGGAGCCUGGCCUGUGACUCGAAGACUGGACUCAUAGCCUAUCCAUCAGGGUGUGUGGUUGUGCUCUUUAACCCCAAGAAGAACAAGCAGCACCACAUAAUGAAUGGAUCAAGGAAAACAAUCACAGCGUUGGCUUUCUCUCCAGACGGCAAAUAUUUGGUUACAGGGGAGAGUGGCCACAUGCCUGCGGUCAGGGUGUGGGAGGUGACGGAGCGGGCACAGGUGGCGGAGUUGCAAGAGCACAAGUACGGGGUGGCGUGUGUGGCCUUCUCCCCCAACGCCAAGUACAUCGUCUCCGUGGGCUACCAGCACGACAUGAUCGUCAACGUGUGGGCCUGGAAGAAGAAUGUGGUCGUCGCGGCCAACAAGGUGUCCAGUAAAGUGGCGGCCGUCUCCUUCUCCGAGGACAGCAGCUAUUUUGUUACUGUCGGCAACCGACACGUCAAGUUCUGGUACCUUGACGCCUCCAAAGCCUCGAAGGUGAACGCCACAGUACCUCUGCUGGGCCGCUCGGGGCUACUGGGGGAUCUACGCAACAACUUCUUCAGUGACGUGGCGUGCGGGAGGGGCAGGAAGGCAGACAGCACCUUCUGUAUCACCACCUCCGGACUCCUGUGUGAGUUCAACCAGCGGAGACUGCUCGACAAGUGGGUGGAACUCAGGAACACAGACAGUAUAACAACCACCAUGGCGAGCUGCCUGUCAGUCGGCGAGGACUAUAUUUUCUGUGGCUGUGCGGACGGCACCGUGCGGCUCUUCAAUCCCAACAACCUGCAUUUCAUCGCCACCAUGCCCCGCCCCCACCCCCUGGGCACGGACAUCGCAGCCGUCACUGAGCCCAGCCACCUGUUCUCCAACAAACCAGAUGCCAAAUACCCCGACACCAUCGCCGUGACCUACGACCUGACUAACCGCUGGCUGUCGUGUGUGUACAACGACCACAGUCUUUACGUGUGGGACGUGAAGGAUGUGAGGAAAGUGGGAAAGGUCUACUCCGCUCUGUACCAUGGCUCGUGUGUCUGGAACGUUGAGGUGUACCCCGAGGUGGAGGACAGUAACCGGGCCUGCCUGCCUCCCGGCUCCUUCAUCACCUGCUCCUCGGACAACACCAUCCGGCUCUGGAACACCGACAGCUCCAGUAUUCACGGCACAUCUCUGCACCGCAACAUCAUCAGCAACGAUUUGCUGAAGAUCAUCUACGUGGACAGUAACACACAGCCGCUGCUGGACACCGAGAGCAACUGUGCCGAGAAGAGCGACUCUCAAACGCCGGAGACCAAGACCGGUAUCCGCACACUCUGUGUCAGCCCCGACGGGCAGCACAUGGCAUCUGGGGACCGGGCUGGCACUCUCAGGGUCCAUGAUCUGCAUCUGUUGGGAGAGCUGCUUCAGGUGGAAGCCCAUGACUCAGAGAUCCUGUGUCUGGAGUACUCCAAACCCGAGACCGGGAUGAAGCUGUUGGCCUCGGCCAGUCGGGACCGGCUGAUCCACGUGCUGGACGUGGAGAAGGAUUACCGGUUGCUGCAGACCCUGGACGAGCACUCCUCCUCCAUCACAGCCGUCAAGUUCACAGCGAUCGACGGCAGCGUGCGGUUGAUCACAUGCGGAGCCGACAAAAGCAUCUACUUCCGGACGGCACACCAGUCGGCCGAAGGCACUCAGUUCACCCGCACACAUCACGUGGUUAGAAAGACCACGCUUUACGACAUGGAUGUGGAUUCGUCGCGGAAGUACGCUGCCAUCGGCUGCCAGGACCGGAGCAUCCGGAUAUUUAACAUCAGUAACGGCAAACAGAAGAAGCUGUACAAAGGGUCUCAGAGUGAGGACGGGACGCUGAUCAAGGUUCAGAUCGACCCCUCCGGCCUGUACAUCGCAACCAGCUGCUCCGACAAGAACCUCUCCAUCUUUGACUUCUACUCGGGAGAGUGUGUUGCCACCAUGUUUGGCCACUCAGAGAUUGUCACUGGAAUGAAAUUCAGCAAUGACUGUAAGCAUCUGAUCUCCGUUUCUGGAGACAGCUGUGUGUUUAUCUGGCGCCUGAGCUCAGAGUUGACAAUCAACAUGAGGCAGCGUUUGGCCGAGAUGAGACAGAAGGAGAAACGGCAGCUGAAGACUCCGCCUCACAAGCACUCCAUCCCCAUCAGACGAGAGACAUUCACUGUGGCUCCUGCGACCGCCAUGUCUUCGGACAGCGAGAAGGAAGCGGAGGAUGAUGUGAACGGGGAAGAGGACGAGCCUGGCCUCAGCUUGCUCAACAGAGGCAGUGUGGAUGGUGCUGACCUGUGCUCGGGCCAGCUGUACGGGGGCAGCGUGAGGAGCCUGGGUCAGUGUGGGAGCGGCAAGGCGGAUGCUGGGACCAGGAGGCUGGAGGCAGCUUGUGACGUAGCCCCCAGGCCUCGUGGACGGUGGUCUCACCGUGUGAAUAACCUGGAGCUGAGCGUCAAGUCCAUGCUGGACCUCCGCCAGCUGCACUCCUUCCCAUUCUCCCCGGCGUUGGAUCUCGGCUUCCCCCCGGAGAGUGGCCUGUCGGAGAGUGGGGGCUUCGGCGAGCUCGAGGGGGAGAGGCAGGCCGGCCGGUCCAGCGUGGAGACUCUGCUGAGCGAUAUUGAGGAGCAGGAGGCUGUGUACUCAUCCUUCACUCGGCCUCGCAGCAUCAGACUGAGCUCCCGACACCCCAGCACCCCCGAGUCUGAGGAGACCAUCUACCCCAUCGAGCAGGACAUCACCACCGAGAUUGAGAGUGAGUAUCAGGUGAAGGAGCUACAGGGGGUGGUGCUGAGGAAGGAUUGCCGUAGUGUUGUGGAGAAGCACAGCCCAGACAGCGCCUGCUCCCUGGAUUACUGCAGCAGCCACCUGUCCAGCCCUGAACACCCGCACGAAGAUUCGGAAUGCACGGAGCCGCUGAGCGUGGAUGGGAACUCGUCGGAUCUGGAGGAGGAGGAGGAUGAGCUGAGCCGGAGGAGGGAGAGUGUCGUGCCCAGAACGCCGGAUCAGGAAAUGUUCCUCAAGCAGCACUUUGGGACCCUGGCCGACGAGAUGGCAGGAGUGAGGAUUGAGCAGCGUAGGGGCAGUCUGCAGUCUGAGGCCAGAGAGCACCAGGCCUUGCUGAACGCCAGGCUCAGCAUCUCAGCCAAGUUCCUCUCCCGGUCGCUGACAUCCAGCCCCAGAACCUCAUCAGACCUUCCCUCCCAGGCGCCUCACCUUCCUUGGCCAACAGGAGAUCAGCCCCCAGUUCCAGCCUCCAAGGUACAAGAGAAGGAAGAGAUCUCUGCAAUUCAGGGUGAGAGCAAAGCAGAGAUUUCUACCACAGAACCUCAGGAACAGGAGGACACAGCCAAAUCCAAGAUCUGGGAACAGAUACAGGUAGAGAAUCUUGCAUCAAAAUCCUUUACGUUGUUAAACUAUACCCCAGUGAAAAGCCCAGUGAAAGUCACGCUGAUAGCAGAUGCCAAGACUGUCGCAGAGAAGCCAUCGCCUGUGAAAAUGCAGGUUACUCAGAGGAAAGAGACCACAACCCUGGAGCCGCAGGGAGCUGGGAAGCCACAGGAAUCCUCAGCAUUUCCAUGUGUAUCUGUGUUAUCCAUCCCAGUCAUCAGGAAAUCCAAGUCAGUCCAUAACCUGGUCUAUGACGCUGACAGGACAGCUCCAGUCCUCCUCACUUCCACGACGCUUCAGUCCCAGUCAUUGCUGGUGACAGAGAAAGAUCCCAGGGCCAACCAGCGUCGGACUCUGUCACCGGCUCCUGCUAAAAUGGACAUCUCAGCCUCGUCGCCGAUGAAGGACAGCUCUCUGGGCAGGGCUGCCAGGCAGAAGUCCUACAUGAGUCCAACCACCAGCUCCAUGGCCAAAAUGUCCCGCAGCGUUUCGAUGGGCGACAGCCUGAACUUUGUGGAAAACGGCGAGGGCCUUUCGGUAACCGAAAGCGGGACCCUAGGGCACCCCACGUCGGACAUCUCACCCGCAGAGUCGCCCUCGGCAACCCUGGACACCGCAAAGAACCUUUCUCCCAAACCGGAGCUGGCUAAAGAGACCUGGAGAGAGAACGCGAGCUACAGAAUAGGUUCGCAACAGAUGGGAUCUCCAGGACUCUCUCCAGCGAGUGGCUCGCAGACUAAACUAACCCCUGGAGUCCGGGCGAACUUAUUCCUGGAUCUGCCCAACCCGCUGCCCGAUAGACCUUGUUUGGCUUCUUUCUCCGCUCCAGCCUGGUUCAAGUCUCCCUGUGAGGCCGAGUUUCCCAAACCACCUGCCUCGGGGAUAGGAGGAGGAGGAGGAGGAGGGAUGAAAUGGAAGGGUUUCUCGAGUGAGGGGCAAGGUGGUGGUGUGUUCACCCCCAGACAGGAGACCAGUGCUCAGCUAGAAUCACAGGCCUCCUGGAAGGGGCCCGGUGAGUCCCAGCUGGGGACGUCCCUCAGGUCCCCGUCCCACCCAGCGGCUCCUUCCUUCCUGCCCACGGGGUCCAGGUCCAAACGCACACGGCCAAGCUUGGAUCUGUCAGACACGUCCCCCGGCGUGCCCGCCGAUCAGAGACACACGCCAACCACUCCCACGGCGCCAGCAACACCUGCCAGCGGGCUGCAGACAGCUCCAGCCAAGGAAUCAGGUAUCUCCGUCAGUGUUCAGAGCUGUAAGCUGCUGGCCAGUGAGUUGCAGAGUUCCUUCAACAAAGCCUUGUGCCUGUAUCGAACAGUGACUGCAUGUCAAGACCCCUCCAAGGAGAGCUGCCAGAUCACAGCCAUUCUCCAGGACACAUUUUCCUCUGUGAGGAAGGACCUAGACUGUCUGCAGUGCUCUGUGGGAGGCUGUGGACCCCCAUUGCCAGGGCCGGGCAGGGUCACACCUUCUCCCCAGCCCCCAAGCAGCGAAGGCCUGGGGGACGAGAAGACCCAGGCGCUGUUACAACAGUACUCGGAGCUGUUGCUGAGAGCCGUGCAGAGGAGGAUGGAGCACAAACAGUCGUGAGCCGGGCAGGCUGGGGACCCGGGAUUGUGGGGGAAUGUCAGGCUCGCCCCUCUCCUCUCCUCUCUGCCCCCCCCUCCUCGGACUUUCCAUCCACGAGGACAAACCAAAGGCAACACUGCCCCUGCGUGCUCAGCCUGUGCUCCCUCACCCCACUCUGUCACACACGUGGACUUGUGUGACACUCAUCUUCUAUGCCCUAUGGCUCAGUUUUUUACAUCGAGGUUCCUGGAGUGUGACCUGGAGUGUGGGCGCUCAGUUUGCUCCCAACAGAUUAUUUCACAGUGGUAUUGGUGGUGGAAAGGAGGUGUGGAGAGCUGUUCUACAAUGAUCCUGUCUCCCCUCCUUGUCCCAUCUCUCCCUCUGCCGUUCUCCCUUAUACGCUCUCUUAUACAACAGACCAGACUGGAACACUACAGGCACCAAUGCAGGUCUCCCACUCUGACCUCAUGUCACAGUCUACAUUGAAUAGGAUCUUAGAAUCCUACAGCACAGGAGGAGGCCAUUCAGCCCAUCGUGUCUCUGCCGCCUCUUUGAAAGAGAUACCCAACCAGUCCUACUCCCCCACUCUUACUCCAUUACUCUGUAAAUUUUUCCUUUCGAAAUACAUAUCCAAUUUGUAAACCUGCCAUCCAAACCACUUCCACCAGCCUUUCAGGCGCUGCAUUCCAGAUCGUAACAACUCUCU